AUGGAAGGCAACAAAUUUGGAUUAAAAAUACAAAAGAAACCAGACGAGGACAAACAAACAUUAAAACCAGCAUCAGUUUUUGAUACAAAUUCUGAUGAUGAUAACGAUGAAAAGGAAACAAAUGAUGAAAAAUUUCAAAGAAAAUAUGCAGUACCGACAAAAUUAAAAGACAAAAAAAUAUUGGAAAAAGCAAUAGCCGAGGACCCAACAAUUUUUGAUUACGACAGCCAAUAUGAGGAAAUGCAGAAAGUCCGUGAUCAAAAAAUAAUUGAACAGAAAGAAGCGGACAAAGAGAAAAAGCCAAAAUAUGCCCACAAAUUAAUUGAAACACACAAACGAAGAGAACUUGAAAAACUUUUACACGAUGAACGGACUUAUAAAAAAGAACGUGAAAAGGAGGCUGGUGAAUUUGAUGAUAAGGAAGUUUUUAUAACAGGAGAAUAUAGAAAACAAAUUGAAGAAAGGGAAAGUUUUAGAAAAGAAUUGGAGGAAUUGGACAAAAUGGAUGAAAUUAGAGAUGUAAAAAAUCAGAAAUUGUGGCAACAAGCAUUUCAUAGAAAAAUACUUGAAGAUAGGGCAAGAGUAUAUCCAGAUACUUCACAAAAAGAGGAAAAUAAUAUAAAAGAGGAAGAAAAUGAAGAGAAAAUAUUAACUAAAAAUAAAAAAGAAAAUGAAGAAAUUAUUAAAGAAGAAAUUGAAGAGACGGGGAAAGAAGGGAAAAUUAAAGAGAAUUACCGAGAAGAAAAUGAAGAUAAAUAUGAAAGAGGAAGAAGAGAGCGAAGUAAUAGCCCUAAAAAAUUUAAAAGAAUAUCUGACGAUUCUAAAAGUGAGAAAAACGAGAGGUCAUUACCUUCCUUUAUUCCUUCAAUUGACGAUGAAAUUAACGAAGAAAUACGCCGAAUGGAAAAAAUAAGACAAAUUUUACGACGUCGUAAUGAUGAAAAUGCGGUGGCAGUAGCUAGAUUGAGAUAUUUUGAACGUAGAGAACAGGGGGAAAUUGUACCACCAUUUUAA
Messenger RNA from Meloidogyne enterolobii, 1014 nucleotides. The record is from the annotation of a GenBank genome assembly. NCBI's taxonomy places the organism in Eukaryota, Metazoa, Nematoda, Chromadorea, Rhabditida, Meloidogynidae.